Molecule: messenger RNA, 923 nt
Organism: Rhodotorula graminis WP1
Lineage: Eukaryota; Fungi; Basidiomycota; Microbotryomycetes; Sporidiobolales; Sporidiobolaceae
Exons: 3
Source: RefSeq, a predicted model, not a curated record
AUGGCCUCGAAAGCACCACCACCACCACACCACCGACUUCUGCACACCCUCGUCCCGCUCACGGCGUUCCACCCAGUGCGCACCGCGUCCCACUCGUCGCUCCACUCGCUCGUCGCAUUUGCCCUGUCGCACCUCGCCCACCCCUCGUGCGACCCCUUGGUCCUGCACACCCUCCCUCCAACCACCGACCAACUCGACCCGGCAGUCGCAGCCCUCCCGAAACUCGUCUCGCUCCACCAACUCGUCCUGCGCACCUCGACCACCCCCUUGCACUCGUACACCCUCGUCGACUCGUUCGAGCGCCACAACCUCGCACCUCCUUUUUCUACCACGACCACCGACGACGACGACGAACGCGAGCAGAUGCGCCAGGACUUGGUCGCCCUCGACUGGCUCUCGGCCCGCGCAGGCUCGAACCGCAGACCCCGCCGCAAACACACGCCCCUCAUGCUCAUCGUCGUCUCGCCCGUCCCCCUCGCGCUCCCCUCCUCGUUCACCCACCAACCCCCACCACGCCCCUCGCGUAGCGCCAAACGCGCACUCAAGCGCCCGGCGCCUGCGCCUCCCGCGCCUGCACCACCAGUGCCACCAGCACCAGCUGCGACAGCGGCCGACGGUGGGGCGGACGAGGGCGACGAGCCUGCAGGCGAGGACGAGGGCGCGGCUGCGGCGGCAGCAGGGCCGGACGAGGCGAGGAGGAAGCGCCGCAAGAGGCGGCGCGGCAAAGGUGGCACAGCGGGUGCAGCGAGCGAGGGCGGCGUCAAGGGCGAGAGCAAGGGCAAGAGCAAGGGCGAGGGCAAGGGAGGAGGGAGCUAGGCGAGCGGCAUGGACGUAGAUGCGGCGUCGGGCGCGUGAAGAGCAGACCAAGGAGCGCAACUAGGACCCUUUCGCUCGCUCACUUGCUCGAGCGGGCUCUUGCCUCG